AAAUGGGUGAUUCUGUAAGGAACUGUAAACGAAGUGCAGAAACAGCUGAAAUGGAAGCUUCUAGCACGAUUUUAUCAUUAUCAAAGAGAAGAAAAGCCGUUGGUCCUCGUGAAUUGCAAGAAUUGGAGUUAAUAUCACCGGACAUUGAGCUCGAAAACCCUCGCUUCCUUGCGAAUUCGCAGAACCAGCCUAUUGACUUCGCCAAUUCCUCGGAUUCUUGUGGAGUGCAAGCCGGAGAUAUGUGUUCCAGUCUCUUCUCCGUUGAUUCAUCGGCUUCUCGUUGUUCGAGCAAUGAGUCAUGUGAUAUUCUCAAGGAUAGCUUGAGAAUUGUAGAUCUAGAGCCAAAGAGUUUUGAAACUGAAAUCUCAACGUGCACCACCAUCAACAAAUUCAGUAGAGAAACAACUCCCUUAAGCGAGCUUUGUGGUGACUCAAACGAAAUGGAAUCGCCUGCGAAAAAGCCUCCGAAGAUGCCGUCGCAAGCCGAGAUCGACGAUUACUUCUCCGUCGCCGAAAAGUACGAGCAAAAGCGGUUUGCAGAGAAGUACAAUUACGAUAUCGUCAAGGAUGUGCCUCUCGACGGUCGAUACCAGUGGCUUCGUCUAAAGCCAAAACCCUGAAGACAGACACGGGAGGAAGACGAUAACGUGGCGGCAUCUAAUUGGCUGAAAUUCACCAGUUUUGUACAGUUUUCCCUUUCCAGCCACUGUUUAAAUUCAGGAAUAUUCGAAAGAAGCUUAUUCUGAAAAUCCUU
Molecule: messenger RNA, 754 nt
Organism: Hibiscus syriacus
Lineage: Eukaryota; Viridiplantae; Streptophyta; Magnoliopsida; Malvales; Malvaceae
Product: cyclin-dependent kinase inhibitor 7-like
Exons: 4
Coding region: 3-620 (205 amino acids)
Biological process (GO): negative regulation of cyclin-dependent protein serine/threonine kinase activity
Cellular component (GO): nucleus
Molecular function (GO): cyclin-dependent protein serine/threonine kinase inhibitor activity
Source: RefSeq, a predicted model, not a curated record